Molecule: messenger RNA, 657 nt
Organism: Zymoseptoria tritici IPO323
Lineage: Eukaryota; Fungi; Ascomycota; Dothideomycetes; Mycosphaerellales; Mycosphaerellaceae
Exons: 1
Coding region: 1-657 (218 amino acids)
Source: RefSeq, a predicted model, not a curated record
AUGGAUAACACUGCCGACAUCAGUCAUCUCUGGGAAAGCGAGGAGUACUCUGAUCUCGUCAUCAAGUGCUUGGGCUGUACCUGGACAGUUCACAAGUGCAUUGUGCUGCCAAAGUCGAAGUUACUUCGAGAUGCAGCCAACAGAUCCGACGAAGUUGACAGCAAAGGGAGGCUGGUGAUCGACGUCGACUGUUUCCACUGGGGAGGUCUGGACCUCAUACUCAGAUCCAUGUACGACAGCGUGGGGAGUGAGAACAGGCUGUCCGCAUGUUGCAGAGCACAGACUCUCACUGCCGUCCAUGAGUUGGCCAGGCGGGAAGGCCUGAUCGAACUCCAGGCGCAGGCAUGCCGAGCUAUGCUGCGAUUCUCGAAGGACAAAACGAAUAUGCGGAACUUCAAGGAUGUCGUUGACGCAAUGCGCAAGAUGGGUGGUCCGAAAAUGCUCGCGGUAGCAGAUGAGCUGGAGCUAGUCUGGGUUCCCAAGGCUUUGGUGGAUCCCAAGAACCGCGAGAAGCUGUCGGCGGAGGCCGUUCAGCGGUACAUCAACUCCGUGGAACCUCGCAAGAAGGGCAAACGUUCGGCGGAAGACGCACUCGAGCACAACUCUCCGCCUCCCGCAUACCGAACUGCGAGCGACUCGCACGAGCUUGAGAAGUAG